GUCAACAUUUUUAACCCAAUACAGUGCAAGUAAACGUCUGUGUAUGAAAAUUAAACGAUAGAGUAGUUAGUAUAUUUUGUGAACGUUACGAUCACUUGCAUAAAAUAUAUCUCCAAUUAAAAAGCCGCCUAAUCGAUAGUAAAUAAGAAGUAAUUUGCACCUGUCCAAAUUUACUUCAAUCAUGGACAACGAAAACAACAAGCCGUAUAAAAUAUGCGACGUAAAUCGAGACAAAAAGAAAGGAAUUGUUGCAUCUUCAUUGGAAGAUUUGUUGACAAAAGUGCCAGAUAAAUUGGGUUUACCUUCAGAAAAUUUAACUGUUGUCUUAGAGUCAGAUGGUACUGAAGUAGAUGAUGAAGAAUAUUUUUCCACUCUAGAACCCGACACUUCUCUUAUGAUCUUACAUGGUAAUGAAAAGUGGGCACCUAAUAUGCCUAAAUGUCAAGUAUCUUUAGACCAAACUGAUGAAGUGUCCCUUGGAGAUAAAAGUCAAGUUGCUAACCUUGUUGGACGUUUACAACAUAAUCUUUGUCACAUUUCAUUACUUGGUGGGCAGGAUCUUGAACUACUCUCCGAUAUGGAUCCAGAUAGUCUAGCUGAUAUUGUUACAGACCGAGACAAUAGAAUUAUUUUGGAACACAUCAAAGAAGCCUCUGGAAGGAUUUUAUUAGAAAAACGCCAAGCUCAAGAUGCAAUGGAACUGUUAAAACUGUAUCAUCAGAGUGUUGCUAAUGGUUCAGAAGAUGUAUCAUCACCUAAACAGGAAAGAGUCUAAGAACAUCACCAAAGCAUCCAUAGUAAUUGAUGGUCAAUGGUAACUUAUUAAUGUAACCCUCAAUUUAUUUUAAGGGAUGGUAGGUACAUCUCAAAAGUUUACAAAGAUUAUUUUACACUGUAUUUUCCAAGGUUUUCAUAUGGAAUUCAUGUUACUGCUUAUUUAUUGAUCUUACAACAAAAAAUAACCAUAAAAAAAUGGGAUCCUUUAUUUAAUUUAAGCAAUAAUAAUUUAUAAAUUAUAUUGUACACCAAGUGAAUGAGGCCUUUUUUAUAGUUGAAGUUUCGUAAUAUUGAAUUAUUGAAAAAGUAUAACAUGUAUACAUUAUUAGAACUUCACAUAACUAGCCAUUAAAAAAUAAUGUAUGUCCUUUAGUACUUAAACAUAUACAUAACUACAGCAAAACCCUUAACAAAUAGUUGCCUAUAUGAAGUAAAAAUAAAAUAUUAUAUUUGCUGUGAUUCUGUCUCUCUUUAUGAAAUAUGUAAGAAUGCCGAUGUGUAAGCAGGUAGUUAUGUGAUGAUGAAAUAGAUCAUAGUUAUUAUAAGACGCUAAUCUUAUGAAUAUGAGCUGAUAACGAAUGUUAUUCAUAUUUAAUACUAAUUGUAAGAUUGAUCUAAGUAUCAUGUACAAUGUGGAUAAAUGUUUUGUGUAUAAAAAAUCUUAAUUUAAUAUUUGAUAUACACCACUGAAAAUAUUUGAAAACCUUUUAUAUUGAAACAAUCAACCCACAUUUGUUGUAUAGUUUCAAUAUAAAAUUUUAUAUAUUAUUAAUGACUUGAUUCAUGAUAAAAUUGAAAUGUAAUGGAACCAUGUAAAAUGUGGCAAUCUUAAAGUUAUUUAAUGGCACAACAACUUCUUAAAAUAUAACUUGAAGUUUACUUACUCUGUGCUAAGGAAAAUCAUUUAUUUUUCAUUUCAUAUAAUGCACUUCAAAAACAGUCUGUUGUGAAUUCAGACCAACAUAUUUGUUUUAUUUUGAUAUAUUUUACUAAUAUUUUUAUUCUCAGUUUUAUUUAACUACAUUUUUAGCAUUAUUUUCUUUGAAUUAAUUUAAAUUCAUUUUGUGUAUUGAUUAUUAGUGUAAAGAGUGACAAUAGAUAAUGGUAGUAAAUAGGUAUUAUAAAAAAAGUGAUAAAUGUUAUUUUAGCACUCCUUUUCACCAUUUUGUAAACUUUUGAGGGAUUAAUUGCCGCAAGGUUGACAACAACAUCAAUUCAAAAGACUGAUAGUUGGUAAACUUAUUUUUUUUUAUAUAGUUUUACCCCUAGAAUAAGGUUUUAUUCAUUUUGUUAAAAAAGUUGCUCAAUCAAUUUAUAAAAAUAUCAUAUAAGUUACCCUCAUUUAAUUCCACUGCCAAUGAAUUACUCUCAUUACAAUUUAAAACUGAGAGUGGAGUAAAUUUAAACAUUCUUGUCAAAAAUAACAUUUGUUUCAUUGAUACAUUUAUCUUACAAUAAGUAGGUGGCCUUAAUUAUUAUUAAAAUCUACCUACUUCUGUAUUUUUAUGUAGCAUAAUAGCAUACUAGUUUGAUUGCUACUGAAAUAGUACCUAACUAUUCAAGUUUUGAAAUCUUUUCCAAUAAUUUAUAAAUAAUAUGCACCUGUUAUAUUCAGUAGAUGAUGUGUCAAUAAGCACAACAUACAUAUUUGAACUUGGGCCCUUAUUUGCUCUUAUAUUGUAGAAUCAAAUUAUAUUCUCUAAUGUUUAGAAAAUAUCACAGCCAUUAUAAAAUUCCAGUAAUUAAGUUUAUGUUAAUUCAGCUGCACCAAUAAAAUAUGAUUCAAUGUGAUGUCUACAUGCAAUCAGUGCAUUAUUCAUAUUUUGUGGAAUUGUAAUAAAUUAUUUCAAAUUUCCUAUUAGUGGAAUUGACAUAUACCUAUAACUAGCUACCAUUUAUUAUAAAGUGCACAAAUAUACA
Messenger RNA from Diatraea saccharalis (sugarcane borer), 2697 nucleotides. NCBI's taxonomy places the organism in Eukaryota, Metazoa, Arthropoda, Insecta, Lepidoptera, Crambidae. The record is from the annotation of a GenBank genome assembly.